Molecule: messenger RNA, 519 nt
Organism: Telopea speciosissima
Lineage: Eukaryota; Viridiplantae; Streptophyta; Magnoliopsida; Proteales; Proteaceae
Exons: 2
Coding region: 1-519 (172 amino acids)
Source: RefSeq, a predicted model, not a curated record
AUGGACCUCAUCAAGGAUUUGGCUCAAAAACUGACAAAAAAUAUGGCUGAGCUCCUGGAGAGGUGCAAUGAAUUCGCUAACAUGGCUGAGGUAGAGAUUGCGAAGAGACCCAUUCACCGGGUAUUGGUAGACAUAGGAGCAUUGAUAGAUCUGAUGUCCCUUGAUGCAUAUAGACAAUUCAGCUUCGGCGAUGAUGUCCUCAAACCUAAAGGGACCUCCAUACACGGGUUCUCAGGAGCAUCGGCAAAGACCAAAGGCUCAAUUGAGUUGAUGGUUACAAUCGGGGAAGAACCGUGUCAAGCAACCGUCAAGGUCAAGUUCAUGGUGGUGAGGUCAGUAGUGGCCUUUAACGCCAUACUCGAUCGGCCGACCCUCACCGCCCUUCGAGCCAUCAUCUUGCCAAUUCACCUCAAGAUGAAGUUCCCGACGGAGAAUGGGAUUGGCAAAAUAAGAGGUGAUCAAAAGAAGGCCCGAGAAUGCUACGUGAUGUUCGUCAAACAGAACAAAGGUAACAUUUGA